AUUUUAUUUUGCUUUAAAAUGUCUUAAAAGAAGCCACAAAUGCAAGUUGAGUAAGUUUUUGGAUUAGAUGGUGUAGAUAAAAGGUUCCAGAAAACAUAGUGAAGAAGAAUGCAAGAGAUACCAAAUUGAGAGAAGCUGUUGCUAAGAGAAGAACAGAGAGAUUAGCUGCAAACAAAACAAGAAGAGCUUAAUGGGAAAAGAAUGCUUAAGCUUAUGAUAACGAAUACAAAGCAGCAGAUAAGAGCCUAGUUGAUAGCUUACGUAAGGCAAAGAGCGAAGGUGGAUUCUAUGUACCAGCAGAAUCUAAAUUGAUCUUGGUGGUAAGAAUCAGAGGGUAUUGAAUUAUGAUAUAUAUUACAGUAUCAACACCUUGAAUCCACAAGUCAGAUAAACUUUGAGACUUUUGAAAUUGAGAUAACUUCACAAUGCAGCCUUUGUCAGAGUCAACAAGGCUACAAUUGAAAUGAUCAGAAAGGUCGAGCCAUAUGUGACCUAUGGAUAUCCAUCAAGAGCUGUCAUCAAGAAUCUGAUUUACAAGAGAGGAUAUGCCAAAAUUAAUGGUCAAAGAAUCCCACUCACAAACAACAACAUUAUUGAAUAAUAAUUAGGAAAGGUUGGAAUUCACAGCAUUGAAGAUCUCGUCCACGAGAUUGUUACAGUAGGAGCUCAUUUCAAGGAAGCAAACAGAUUCUUGUGGUAAUAAAUUCAUUAAUUAAAUUUUAAAGGGCAUUCAAAUUGAGAGGACCAAGAGGUGGCUUUAUUGCUAAGAGAAGAUCAUUCAUCAACUAAGGUGAUUGGGGAAACAGAGAAGAUCUCAUCAAUGAUCUUGUCAAGAGAAUGAUUUGAUUGAACAUUAAUUAUAUAUACAUUAAUAAAAAAUAUCAAUUAUCUAAAC
Molecule: messenger RNA, 895 nt
Organism: Paramecium octaurelia
Lineage: Eukaryota; Ciliophora; Oligohymenophorea; Peniculida; Parameciidae
Source: the annotation of a GenBank genome assembly